UCCUGACGUCAUCAGCGCGCGUCCCGCCUCCGCCUUCGCCUUCUUCCUCUUCGCGGGAGAAGUUGUUGGCGCGAAUGGAUUCCGAACUCCGAUAACGGAUUCGCCAGCCGGCCGGCCUGCACCCCGGCGCCUCGAUUCUGGGGCUGCGAUGGACAUUCGGAAAUUCUUUGGAGUUAAACCAAGUGGAAAGAAACUUGUAAGUGAAACAGUAAAGAAGAAUGAGAAAACAAAGUCUGCUGAAGAAACUUUAAAAGGAAAGAAAGGAAUAAAGGAAAUCAAGGCAAAUAGCUCCCGUAAAGAGGAUGUCUCCAAACAGAAGCAACCAAAUAAGAAAAAGAGGAUCAUCUGUGAUUCAGAUUCAGAAUCAGAGGAGACAAUGCAGGUAAAAAAUGCCAAAAAGCAACCAGAAAAAUUGCCAUUGACUUCUAAACCUGGUAAAAUUUUACGGCAGGAUCCUGUUACAUACAUUUCAGAAACAGAUGAAGAAGAUGACUUUAUGUGUAAGAAGGCAGCCUCUAAAUCAAAAGAGAAUGGAGGAUCUACAAAUAGUUAUCUUGGAGCAUCAAACAUGAAAAAGAAUGAAGAAAACACUAAGACUAAGAAUAAGCCUUUAUCACCAAUAAAACUUACACCCACGUCAGUGCUUGAUUAUUUUGGAACUAGAAGCGUCCAAAGAUCAGAUAAGAAGAUGGUGGCAAGCAAAAGAAAAGAGCCUCCACAAAAUACAGAUGAUUCCGGAUUCAAUGAUGAAGCCAUUGCCAAGCAGUUGCAACUUGAUGAAGAUGCAGAGCUGGAGAGGCAACUACAUGAAGAUGAAGAGUUUGCCAGAACAUUAGCCAUGUUAGAUGAAGAACCCAAGACUAAAAAGGCUCGAACAGACACAGAAGAGGGAGAAACGUUUUCAUCUGUCCAAGGCAAUUUAAGUAAAGCAGAAAAACAUAAAUUUCCUCAUAAAGUAAGAGCAGAACGAUUUUCAGAUGAAAGAAAAAGCUACAGUCCUAAGAAGCAAACUAAAUGUGAAAGUUUAAAAGAAUCUCAGCAACAUUCCAAACCAUCAGCUCACAAAAUAGGAGAAUCCUCUUCUCCAAAAGCCAGUUCUAAGCUGGCACUUAUGAAAAAAAAAGAGAGCUCUUAUAAAGAAACAGAGCCUGCAACCUCAAAAAGAAAAGAAAAUGCCAUUGAAUUGAAAGGAGAGACAAAAACUCCAAAGAAGACCAAAAGUUCUCCAGCUAAAAAAGAGUCUGUAAGUCCUGAAGAUUCUGAAAAGAAACGCAGUAAUUAUCAAGCUUAUCGAAGCUACUUAAAUCGAGAAGGUCCCAAAGCUCUGGGCUCCAAAGAAAUACCCAAGGGAGCUGAAAAUUGCCUGGAAGGCCUCAUAUUUGUAAUCACAGGAGUGUUGGAGUCCAUUGAGCGAGAUGAAGCCAAGUCUCUAAUUGAACGUUAUGGGGGAAAAGUAACAGGAAAUGUCAGCAAGAAAACAAACUACCUUGUCAUGGGCCGUGAUAGUGGACAGUCCAAGAGUGAUAAGGCAGCAGCCUUGGGGACAAAAAUUAUUGAUGAAGAUGGGCUAUUGAAUCUGAUUCGAACUAUGCCAGCCAAGAAGUCCAAGUAUGAAAUAGCAGUUGAAGCUGAGAUGAAGAAAGAAAAGUCCAAAUUGGAGAAAACACCUAAAAAAAAUGAACAAGGAAAAAGAAAAAUUAGUCCAACUAAAAAGGAAUCAGAAUCUAAAAAGAGCAAGCUGACGCCCAAAAGGGACAGUUCCGUAAAGUCAGUACAAAAGGAAACGAGUGUGUUCAGGAGGGGCCUGGACUUUGAGGAGCAGGUGGCUGAGGAGGUUAAUGGUGACAGCAAGGCCAGGAAUUUGGCUGAUGGCCGCAGUGAAAACAAAGUGGAAAAUUUGCUCUGGGUGGAUAAAUAUAAGCCAACCUCACUUAAGACCAUUAUUGGGCAACAAGGAGACCAGAGCUGUGCCAACAAACUCCUACGCUGGCUCCGAAACUGGCAUGAGAGUUCUUCAGAAGAUAAAAAACACGCAGCAAAGUUUGGUAAAUUUGCCGGCAAAGAUGAUGGCUCUAGUUUUAAAGCAGCGUUACUCUCAGGCCCUCCAGGUGUUGGCAAAACCACCACAGCUUCUCUGGUGUGUCAGGAAUUGGGGUACACCUAUGUGGAACUGAAUGCAAGUGAUACUCGGAGUAAGAACAGUUUGAAGGCAGUUGUUGCUGAAUCGCUGGAUAAUACCAGCAUCAAAGGCUUUUAUUCAAGCGGAGCAGCGUGUUCAGGAAGUGCCAGGCACGCCCUCAUCAUGGAUGAGGUGGAUGGCAUGGCAGGCAACGAGGACAGGGGAGGAAUUCAGGAAUUAAUUGGCCUGAUAAAACAUACCAAAAUUCCCAUUAUUUGUAUGUGCAAUGAUAGAAAUCAUCCCAAGAUUCGCUCUUUGGUUCAUUAUUGUUUUGAUCUUCGUUUUCAAAGACCUCGGGUUGAACAGAUUAAGGGUGCUAUGAUGUCUAUUGCAUUUAAAGAGGGCUUGAAGAUCCCCCCUCCAGCUAUGAAUGAAAUAAUUUUGGGAGCCAAUCAAGAUAUCAGACAGGUUUUACACAAUCUCAGUAUGUGGUGUGCAGGAAAUAAAGCAUUAACCUAUGACCAGGCCAAGGCUGAUUCUCAUAGGGCCAAAAAGGAUAUCAAACUGGGCCCGUUUGAUGUUGCCCGGAGAGUGUUUGCAGCUGGAGAGGAGACUGCUCAUAUGUCGCUUAUGGACAAGUCAGAUCUCUUUUUUCAUGAUUACUCAAUAGCACCCCUCUUUGUGCAGGAGAACUACCUACAUGUGAAGCCCGUGGCUGCAGGGGGUGACGUGAAAAAGCACUUGAUGCUCUUAAGCCGAGCAGCAGAUAGCAUAUGUGAUGGUGACUUAGUGGACAGUCAGAUCCGGAGUAAGCAAAACUGGAGUCUUCUGCCCACACAGGCCAUUUAUGCCAGCGUUCUUCCUGGAGAGUUGAUGAGGGGGUACAUGACCCAGUUCCCCACCUUCCCGAGCUGGCUGGGGAAGCACUCGUCUACAGGCAAACAUGACCGUAUUGUUCAGGACCUGGCAUUGCAUAUGAGUCUCAGAACUUGCUCCAGCAAAAGGACUGUGAACAUGGAUUAUUUGUCACACAUGAGGGACGCACUUGUACAGCCCUUGACCUCACAGGGGGUAGAAGGAGUCCAGGAAGUCGUCGCACUCAUGGACUCGUAUUAUUUGAUGAAAGAAGACUUUGAGAAUAUCAUGGAAAUUAGCAGCUGGGGAGGCAAACCUAGUCCCUUUUCCAAGCUGGAUCCCAAGGUGAAAGCAGCCUUGACAAGAGCUUAUAAUAAGGAGGCCCACCUUGCUCCGUAUUCACUUCAGGCAGUGAAGGCAUCUAGACACAGCACAGGCCCAUCACUGGAUUCUGAAUACAACGAAGAGUUAAAUGAGGAUGACUCUCAGUCUGAUGAGAAAGACCAAGAUGCUAUAGAAAGUGAUGCCAUGAUCAAGAAAAAGACAAAAUCUUCAAAGGCUUCAAAACCAGAAAAAGAUAAGGAGUCCAGAAAAGGAAAAGGAAAAAGUUCGAAGAAAUGAAACUGUUUUUCACUACCGAUAGCCACUUUUUACUCACCCUCCUGACCGGUCCAGCUGGUUUAAAGAAAGCCUUGUUUUUCCCAGAGCAACCGUGUUUUAGCCCAAUGGUAAGGCCUGGCGGUCCCAUCGCAAUCAGGGGCGGCACGGCUAGAAGGACGUGACCAGCAAGGGACUGCUCGGGUCCUCGCCGUCCUGUCGGCCCGGUCCGAUGCUGCGCUUCAGGAGGACUGUGUGGGCUUUGGAGUCAGAUUUUAGUGAACAAAAUAAGCCUGGGAGCAGUGGCACUAAGGUGUCUUUUGUAGGCUUAAGAAUUUAUCCUAGUGGCCUUUAUAGAACCAAUGCUGAUUUUUUUAAAAAAGGUAGUGCCUAUUAUGUGGUGAAAUUUUGUAAAUAAAUAAUAAUACAAAACCAUCACCACCUAGAACUGGGUAUUCUUUGUACAUUGUCAAAUAUCUCACAAAGUAUAAAUUAGAGAUAAAAAUGCUCCACAUGAUACAUGUACAAAUUCUCAAGAUUUUCAUCUUGCACAGCUAAAUAUUGUGUUGGUAUAUUACUUUCCUUAUUAAUUUGCAAAUGAUUGGAUUAAAAAGCAUACUAUAUUCCUUACUAACCAGCUGUGUGAAACAUAACGUUGGCAGUGGGAGAGUCAGAACUCUAGUUCCCGCUCCACCCUCUCCGCGCACGACCACGUCUGCCGUGAGGAGGCUUCAUGGAGGGCCCAGCGUGGGGACUGCAGGAUUGCCAGACCUUCUCACCCUGGAACCUUAACCCAUCAGGGUCAAACCAGGAGGGCCCAGGCUGGGUUAGAUCCUCGGGCUCACUCUGUCGAGGACAAAACUAACACUGGCUUUUUUGUUUCCUUUGUCCCUGGGAGGUCUGGUCCUGUGGUUGAUUCCACAAACCCACUGGAACUUGAGAUUGUUGCUGUUACUCUGCCUGUUAGUGGCGCUGAGGCUGUGGAUCUAGCCUGGAAUUUAGGUGUCGGCUAUUUUGUAGUCUUGUCAGUAAAUGCUCAGAGGUAUGUGCUGCUUCUGUGAGGUAUAUGCUAAAAGGAAUGUAAAUACGGGUAGUAUUCCCUGCCUUUAAGGAACUGAUAGUCUUGUUUAGGAGAUGAGAUCUAAAGUUCUUGACACAUUUAAAGUGUAUUUACCAGUGUGAAAAAUGCCCAUGAAAAUAAAACAUUGCCUUAAGCCUCA
Lemur catta (Ring-tailed lemur) is the source of this 4791-nucleotide messenger RNA. It is a transcript of the gene RFC1, whose product is annotated as replication factor C subunit 1. The record is from RefSeq and is a predicted model, not a curated record. Gene Ontology annotation, cellular component: nucleus; DNA replication factor C complex. The transcript is spliced from 25 exons. Bases 149 to 3595 code for a protein of 1148 amino acids. NCBI's taxonomy places the organism in Eukaryota, Metazoa, Chordata, Mammalia, Primates, Lemuridae. Gene Ontology annotation, biological process: DNA replication; DNA repair. Gene Ontology annotation, molecular function: DNA binding; DNA clamp loader activity; DNA clamp unloader activity.